This is a messenger RNA of Aegilops tauschii subsp. strangulata, 2367 nucleotides long. RefSeq lists its product as uncharacterized. NCBI's taxonomy places the organism in Eukaryota, Viridiplantae, Streptophyta, Magnoliopsida, Poales, Poaceae. The record is from RefSeq and is a predicted model, not a curated record.
AUGUCAUGCUGGGAUAGGAUUUGGGAUAAGUUUUGUGAAGAGUCACGUGAGAAGCUUGUUGAUGACAGUUGUUGGGCAGAAGUAGAGGCCAAGAGUUAUGCCCUGUUCAUGGGCUAUCUGUCCAUGGCCGUCAAAGGUCUUGGUUUCCUGGUGCUUACUUGGACCACCGUCGUUCUUCUUGGCGGUUUCAUUGACGACCUGCAAAACAAUGAUUUUUGGUGUCUUACAUUCAUCACCCUUGUGCAGACGGCUGGGAUCUUCGAUGUGCUUCUGACUGAAAAGCUGAGCUAUAUUGGAGAUGCAUUUACUAGCAUCGCGUAUGUUGAAUGCACCAGAAAGUCGGACAACAUAUGGCGAACUGUUCUGUCCAGGGUUCAUACUCUGGUCUUGGCCAUUUUCUUGUGCCCUCUGGUGGCUGUCUACAUGGGUGGGUUGGUAGUUUCGACCAUGCUUUCGGUGUGGCAUCUGAUACAACAAGAUUACCAUGCUGACGGAGUUAGAAACCUGAAGAAGGCGCUGCUUGUCUUGUAUUCCCUUGUUCUGCUCCAGGGUGUGACUUUCUGCUAUAAGCUCAUGAAUAGUUGGGCAAAGGGGUCUAUAGUGAAUGCAGUAGUCCACGAAAGAGGCUUUGAUAAGGAUUGUCGUGAUGGGAUAUCGGAUUACAUACGUGAAACAAUGAUCGGAUGUGAAAAGGACCCAUCUUCCGUUAAAGGAAGGAACCUCAUCACAUAUGCUGUGGGCCUGAUGGAGUCUAAGUCGCCUGACGACUACAUUUCCGGGGUAAGGAUCCUGGACGCUUUCGCCAAAAAACUGGAGGCAGCAGUGAAAGAGGUCGAGGGGGUAGACGAUCCGCACCAAUACACAAGGGAGAAUAUACUCAAGAAACAUCUGAUAAUGUCUGCAGCCUCUCCCGAUAUAGUCCAGAAGCUGCUGCAGACAUUGGGCCGCAUAAGCAUAUAUGACAGAGAGACGAGGGGGCAUGCCGCAAGGGUAGUGGCGAGCAUUGCUCACGACAUCCAUUUGGGGAAAUAUCCAAAGGCAAUUGGCUACAUAUCUUCCCUCCUUGACACAUACGAAGAAUACAGUAUUCUCCAACCAUAUAGGGCAGACUGGCUGUACGAGACAUAUGAACAAGAUUUCAAGCAAAUAUCCUUGCCGGUGAACCAAGAUGACAUCGUUGAGCAAGGGGACUAUGAUGUUGGCUUUGCGAAAACCUACAAGAAGCUGCUGGAGGUUGAGAGUGACCAUGACCUUCUGCAGGCCUACAAAAGGCUGGUGGAGCAAGGCUUUCGCAUCCUUCGGAAGCUCGCAGCCAACAAUGACAACUGCAGAGUCAUGUUCGGCACCCCAUAUCUGCUGCCAAAGAUUAUGGCGCCUGUGACCUCCGACCUACUCCACCACCGCAAUGAGGAUGGCCGCAUGAAGCACAUUGACAAUGCUGCAUGUUACAGCAUAGUACAAGGUUCAAUGAAGGUGAUUGCCCAGCUCACGGCUGCUACAGGGCAGAUAGGCACCAAGCUGCGUGAUGAAAUAUCAUGCAGUAUGGAAUUGAUCACAGCCAUGAGGACGAUUCUCGAGUGUAAAGAAUGCAAUGAGAUGCUGCAGAAAAUAGCUAUUUGGAUUCUCACGCACCUACACCAGGAUGAAAAUUCCAGUCCAGGGCAUGAAGGGACACAAGAAUUCAUUACGAUGUUGGUUGACAUCAUGACCCAUGAUAAAAAGUACAAGGAGGCUAGAAGGGUGGUAGCAGCUAAAGCACUGGUGGCUCUAUCAUCCGAAACCGGGAGUGCCAGGAUUAUCAUGGAGUCAAAUAACAAUCUUAUUCACAGUCUGACUAGAUUGAUUGUUGAAAAACGAAGAUGCUCACAAAUGGCAGCUGAAAUCCUUGAAAAUAUAUGCAUUCAUUGCAACGGUGAUGUUCAAAGCCUCAAAACGCUGAAGGAAGCUAUGCCCAUUGUGGUUCCAAAGGCAAACAACAACUCGUCGUCCGCACAGCAGCAAGGAUCAGGACUUGACAGAUCUAUUUACGGUAAUCCCCCUGGAGGCGGUGGAAUUAGCUUCGUAAUGAAGCUCAAAGAGAUCGUUGAAAAACAUGAGCUCCCCAGACCCGUCUGCCUGAGAAUAAGGAAGCUUGUCUGUAAGAUGGUCAUAUCUAUGAUGAAUCCCAAAGGCAGUUAUGUCAAUGAUGGGCUGACGAGCCUGAUGGCUGCACUGUCCAGUGCUUCAGAUGACAUGUUUAUUCUUGAUGGCUACAUGGUUUUCAGACCAAGGCCUUUUAGAAGUCUUGCUUCCCUCGUGGAAGAAGCGCAGGUGCUUGUGGACAGAAACAAAGAGCUUUUCCAGAGCCAAAGUCAUGCUUCAAGCUAG